AUGGCAACUAAUCGUGUCUCCAAUAAUAAUGCUCUUCAACAAAGAGAUAAAAUUAUGAGGCGUCCUAAGGCAUGUAUAAAUUGUCGAAAAUCCAAAGUCAAGUGUUUGAAGGAUGACAAUGAUGAGGCUUGCAAAAGAUGCAAAGCACACGGUCUACAGUGUCUUUAUGAAAUCAAAGUUGCAAGCUAUAAAGUUGCAGGAGGCGAAUCACCUUCAAAAUCAUCAACAAAUGUUCCCAUUGAGAAGAUUCUGAAUCCAAUAUCAUCUAACGUCUCCUCAAAGAAAUAUGAAACCUCUUUAAUUGAUAACAAAAAUCCAUCUCUAGAUAAGGAUCUAGACCAACAGAAAGUUUUGAAUAAAUGGGAGAACUCGGUUGAAAACAGACUAAUGGGAUUUGGGUCACAGCUAACUACAAUCAUCAGUUUGUUGCAAACACAAACCCCAAAUAUAUCUCCAAUACAGACUCCAAGGCAUGAGUUAGAAGUCGAGCUCCCUAUACCUAAAAGGCAAAGGAUAGAACCUUCAUUGUCUUCUAUAUCUGCGUCUUCUUCACCAACCUCAAACAAAUGUGAAUCACGUUCAAAUUCAACCGGUAACAGCAAUGCUAACCGGGACCGGAACUCGGGUGCAGUUACUCUAACUACCGAUCCAGUAGUUCGGUUGAAUAGUAUUCUGAGUAAAGGAGACGCAGCAGAGUUAUUUGAAUUUUUCAACAAAAAUAUAUCACCCCAACUAUUUGGCUUUGAUAUCUCAAAAUAUCCAAUUGACUCGAUUUGGAAGACAUGCCCUUUAUUAAUAGCUACAAUAACAUGCAUUGCAUCAAUUCACCAUCCAAAUUUGCGGAAUUUAUCUAGUGAUCUUGAAAGCAUAGUGUAUGAUUUAUCAAAGUCAAUUUUGUUCAGAUUGCCGACCAAUGAAAUCGAAGCUUUCAAUACAAUUAUGGCAUUGUGCUUUUGCGGAUUUUGGUUUAAUGACAAUCAAAUGUUUACAGGUAUUGCAUUACAAUUGUCUAAAACAAUGAGCUUAAUUCAUCCGAAUUCAAAGUCCUGUAAAAUUAUACCAAGAAAAGAUCGACUAAAACUGUGGUAUUUGUUGUAUAUUUUGGAUGGUCAGCAAAGCUUAGUGUUUAAUAGGGAACCAAUCAUCGAUUCGAGGGAUCCAACAUUUAAAAAAAGUAGAGAUUUACUGGUGAAUGCCGAAAAUGAAGAUUUGAAGGAUACUAAACCAGAUGUGAAAACUGAGAAAUCAGUCAUCAAUCUCAACACAAAUUAUGCAGAUAUUAGGUUGAUAUCACAAGUUGAAUAUCAUCAGGCUAUCAAUGCUGUAUUUGAAGGUAAUGCUUGGGACUUGUUGACACCAUCUUCAUUUGGAUUGCCUUUCAAAACGAACUUAGAGUUGGACAAAUGGAUGGUUCAAUGGACUGUGUUAUUGAGUCCUUUUAAGAACAACCCAAUUUGGUCUUCUAAAUCAACAUUGAUUUAUUACAAUUUUGCUAAGAUUCAUAUCAAUUCACAAGCAGUCAGAAAAUUUCAAGCAAACGGUGUUGAUUUACCCAAAUUUGAUGAAAUUGAUGAUGAUUUUUUUGAUUCGAAUAUUAACAAUAAUUCAAAUGGUAAUAAAAGCCUGAAAAUUCAGGAAUUGUUAGACGACUCUAAUACGGAUGACACGGAUGAUGAAGGAAUUGAUGACAUUGGUGAACUCAGCUUUGGGAAAGAGCUAUCACCUGUUGAAAGUAGAAAAGUCUCCGCUGAGUUAGCACUCUCCUCAGCUGAAACUGUACUCAACAUAGUGUUGAGUGAUUCUGAUAUUCUAAGCGUUUUGAGGUAUGUUCCAAUUCAUAUCCAUAUUAUGCUUUAUUAUGCGGCCUUAUUGAUACUAAAACCUCAUGCUUGCUUACAUUCAAGUGGUCAAAAUUACGACAAAUACAAGGAUGAAAAUGAAAGAUUUGAAGCUUCAUUAAAUGCAAUUAAAUUGGUGAAAAGAUUAAGGCAUUCGAUAUUCAUCAACCCACCAACUGAUCGAGAUUUUUCCAAUAAAAUCAUUGAAGGUUUAACGAACAUUUUGCAAGAUAAGGUACGGCAGAUGAGGAAAGAAAUAGACUCGAGCAAUUAUAAUUCAAAUGUUAAGGAGGAGCAUUUACAGCAGUUAGACCAAGUAGUGCUAGAUAACGAUGCCCGUGAAUUAUACCAUUCACAACGUAAACGUGGACAAGAUUUUAAAAUUGCGGCAUGGCCGGGUUUUGACCCUGGACAUCCAACUAAAACAUUGGAAAAAGCCCUCAAAAAUGGGAACAGCAAUAAUCCACUAAAUUCUGAUGUUAAGCAGCCUUUUUCUAAGUAG
Molecule: messenger RNA, 2340 nt
Organism: Pichia kudriavzevii
Lineage: Eukaryota; Fungi; Ascomycota; Pichiomycetes; Pichiales; Pichiaceae
Exons: 1
Coding region: 1-2340 (779 amino acids)
Biological process (GO): DNA-templated transcription; regulation of DNA-templated transcription
Molecular function (GO): zinc ion binding; DNA binding; DNA-binding transcription factor activity, RNA polymerase II-specific
Source: RefSeq, a predicted model, not a curated record